UAUACACACGGAUUUAAUUAUGUGUGUUAUAUUCAUGGGCACGUGCCGAAUAGAAGAAUAUACAAUUUGUAAAGAUUGUUUUAGUAUGAGGGGGUUUCCAAUGAUGCCUUACCAUUGGUUGGCGUUGAAGGAUAUAAAAAGAGGCCGUAUUAAGGAUGAUUCAAAAACACGACAGUAUAUCGUUGUUUAAGAAAAUUGCGGUAUUGAAUUAUCGGAUACGUUAAUAAUACGAUCAUAUAUUAUUUGAGUUAGAUCUGCAAAACUGACAAAAAAAAUCGAAAACUAUGACUGCGUUGUCAGUGAACGGGUCAACAACGCUCUCAGGAACCACGUUGACGUCACCAUACCAAAACGUCUCAAUGGCAUCGAAAGUCGUGGAAACCACCGUGUUGUGCGUCAUCAUAUCCAUAACCAUUGUGGGCAACGUUUGCCUCUUUGCUGUUGUGCUGAGGUCAAAGGCACUUCGUAAUCUGACCAACAUGUUCAUCCUGGGCUUGUCAACUGCGGAUCUGCUCGUUGGACUGACAAACAUGCCAAUCACGGUGUACACGAUUAUCAAGGGUCGAUGGGAGUUUUCGCACAGCGCUUGCGUAUUAUUUGGCUUCUUGAACAUGAUAACACUGGUUACGAGCGUCUUGUCGUUAUGUAACAUUUCUAUAAAUAGAUACGUCAUGGUGUGUUAUCCACAGAAGUUCAAGGACAUCUAUACGGUUCGAAACUCUGUGUUUAUGAUUAUAGGUGUUGUUAUAUUUUCAAUUCUACUUUCCCUGCCGCCUCUGAUUGGUUGGUCUGAAUAUGUAUACACGCCCUCGCAUUCGUUCUGUUUCGCUGAUUGGCAGAACCACAUGUACUACGCGUUCUUCAUGAUUGGAUGUUGCUUCGGGAUCCCUUUCAUGGUCAUGUCAGUUUGCAAUGUGUUAAUUUUGAGAACCGUGAGGGCGAGCAGACUUCGUUUAAGAAACCGUCAAAACAUUGGUACGCAAGGAGCACAUAUAUCAACUGAAUCAAAUCUUGUGUCGUUUAAACGAUUUACUUUAAUCUUGUCGUUUCUUAAGUCUAUGAUAGAAAAGAAGAACAAAACAAGACCAGCAGACUCACCAUUGGUAUCCAAUAACAACAUCCAUUCGGAAACGGAAGCGAGUUCAGCACAAACACUCUCUAUUGCUGAUUUAAGUACUGCUGCAAACUUGGAUUCGUUUCACAAUACAUUAGCACCAAGCUCUCAUGAGACUCAAGUAAUCUCCAACUUCGUUCCUGCGACAACCACAACCCACACAUCGUCUUCCCAGUCACCAAAUUCCACAUUAAAGCACAACCCAAUGAACAGACUAAUUAAUGAAAACUGGCAACAGUCGUCAGAAAAACAACACCCAAGCAGAGAGUUACCAGAGCCUUCAAUUUCAAUUGAAACUUCCUCGGACGUGUCGCUUGUCGUUCCUUCAAAUUCAGAAAUAGAAAUCAAUGGUCAAGGUUGUAAACAUGACGUUCAAAUGAAGAUUCCUAAAUCGCGACAGCCGUCGUCUAGACGACGAGAAGAGAUACGACUUGCUUUUUCGCUCACUAUUAUUGUUGUGGUAUUUGUCAUAUGUUGGCUACCCUACUGUAUAAGUAUGCUACUUUCAAUAUUUUACGCGGGACAUGUACCAAGAGAAUUUCAUAUGUUUACAAUAAUAAUAGGCUAUGCAAAUAGUUGUUGCAACCCGAUCAUCUACGGUGUUAUGAACAAACGAUUUAAGGUGGGAUUUCAGCACAUUUUCUGCUUCUGGAGAGACAGGAGUUGUACAUGAUGCUGCGUUCCGACUUUGAUAAGCCACAUGUAAUGAUUACGGCCUUGUUCUGAGAAUUCAGGCAAAGAUACGGCGUUAUGCGUGUCGAUACGUUAUGAUACGUUAACUUGUUCAGGAUUUGACAAUAACAUUUGCCCGGAUAUACGAAUAACUAAUUUUCUAAAAUCGCAUGUGUGUGAAGUGUUUGAUUGCAUAUCAUAUCGUGUGUCUUUGUCUUCAUUUGAUAAUGUCUUUCAUAAAAACGGUAAUUAUGAUUUAUGUCAGACAAAUAAUGUAGUAUUUGCAAAUAUAUGCUGUGUUAGUGGGCCUUUUACACCCUGUAAUACGGUUUCUUCGCGAGAUGCAUUACAAUGAUCUGAGCAUUGUACUAUGUGAUAAUAAUCUGUGAUAAACAAAAAGGAAUUUAGUUGAUAUUUGUAUUUACCUUAUUUCAUUAUGCUUCAGAAAAAAGUUUGUAUUUACCUUAUGUUAUGUUUUUCUUGUGCACAUUUAACCAUUGAGUACUUACAUUUUCAAUAAAAUCUCAUGUUA
This is a messenger RNA of Dreissena polymorpha, 2318 nucleotides long. RefSeq names its product alpha-2Da adrenergic receptor-like. The coding region runs from base 285 to 1787 and encodes 500 amino acids. Gene Ontology annotation, molecular function: G protein-coupled receptor activity. NCBI's taxonomy places the organism in Eukaryota, Metazoa, Mollusca, Bivalvia, Myida, Dreissenidae. Gene Ontology annotation, biological process: G protein-coupled receptor signaling pathway. Gene Ontology annotation, cellular component: membrane. The record is from RefSeq and is a predicted model, not a curated record. The transcript is spliced from 4 exons.